AUGAAGCAGGUGUUCUUCAGCCUGAUGGCCCUGAGCCAGGUGGGUCUGACUCAUAACAACUUCAUCGUGAUGGGCUGUACUGCGGGACCUGAGGCAGCUGAUGCAAGUAUGGAUAAGGCACGAAUUCGGGGCUGUACUGCGGGACCUGAAGCAGUUGAGGCUGGUAUUGAUGAGGUCCGAAUUCGGGGCUGUACUCUUGGGCCUGAGGCAGUUGAGGCUGGUAUUGAUGAGGCACGAAGCCCGGGCUGUACUGCUGGACCCGAGGCAGCUGAGGAGUGUAUGGAUGAGGCACAAAGCCGGGGCUGUACUGCUGGACCCGAGGCAGCUGAGGAGUGUAUGGUUGAGGCACGAAGCCGGGGCUGUAUUGGUGAACCCGAGGCAGCUGAGGAUUGUAUGGAUGAGGCACGAAUUCGGGGCUGUACUGCGGGACCUGAGGCAGUCGAGGCUCGUAUUGACGAGGCACAAAUUCGGGGCUGUACUCCUGGGCCUGAGGCAGUCGAGACUCGUAUUGACGAGGCACGAAUUCGGGGCUGUACUCCUGGACCCGAGGCAGUCGAGACUGCUGCUGAUUAG
This is a messenger RNA of Penicillium nucicola, 573 nucleotides long. RefSeq lists its product as uncharacterized. Lineage: Eukaryota; Fungi; Ascomycota; Eurotiomycetes; Eurotiales; Aspergillaceae. The transcript is spliced from 2 exons. The coding region runs from base 1 to 573 and encodes 190 amino acids. The record is from RefSeq and is a predicted model, not a curated record.